ACCCUUUCGAACUGGUAUGGAAUUCUACUCAAUUUCCUACUCUACACAGUGGCUUACAGAGACGACGUCCAAUCGUUCAUCAUCAUCAGCUACACACACGUAUAUAUAUGGCUCUGCUGCUUCACCAAUCCUCAAUAUCGUCACCCAUCGGCUUCGGCUUUCUAUCGACAGUCGGUGGUCCGAAGUUACCGAAUCUUUGCAAAACAAAUUCCAGCACUGCUAAGCGCCACCGUGGCUGCAGAGCUUCAUGGCAAGAGCUUGCGGGUGUUUUAGUAUUCUCUGCCAUUCCUUUCACUGCGGUGAAAGCCAUCGCCAACAGUCCCCUGGGAGAGUUGCUUCAGAGGCGAUUGGAGAAGGAAAAGAAGGCUGCCGUCCAUAAUUCUUCAAAGUUCAAGGCACUCGCUAAAAUGGCAAGAAGAGUUAGUUUGUGGUAUGGAGAGAAACGUCCUCGCUGGCUUGGUCCAAUUCCAUAUGACUAUCCUCCAUAUCUGACUGGAGAACUACCUGGGGACUAUGGCUUUGACCUUGCAGGUUUGAGCAGGGAUCCUAUGGCUUUCCAGAAAUACUUCAACUUUGAAAUACUACACGCUCGGUGGGCCAUGCUGGGAGCGCUGGGUGCUUUAAUUCCUGAACUAUUAGACCUAGUAGGAGCCUUUCACUUUGUAGAACCAGUAUGGUGGCGAGUUGGCUAUUCAAAACUUAAGGGUGACACGCUGGACUAUCUUGGCAUCCCUGGGCUCCACUUGGCUGGAAGUCAAGCAGUGCUAGUCAUAGCUGUCUGCCAAGCCCUUCUCAUGGUUGGACCAGAAUAUGCAAGAUAUUGUGGCAUUGAGGCGCUGGAACCGUUGGGAAUUUACUUGCCUGGGGAUGUCAAUUAUCCCGGAGGUGCACUUUUCGAUCCCUUGAAUCUAGCUAAAGACCCAGUAGCUUUUGAGGAACUGAAGGUGAAAGAGAUUAAAAACGGCCGGUUGGCCAUGGUUGCAUGGUUAGGAUUUUUUGCACAAGCUGGUCUAACAGGUAAAGGCCCAAUACAAAACCUUCUUGAACACAUCUCUGAUCCUUUCCACAAUAACCUUCUAUCCUCUCUCAAAUUCAUUUGAAUUGUUUCUUCUGUAUGUAAAUUUGUACUAUUACUCAUGUUAAUCCAUGUUAAAAACGCUCAUCACCUGUAAUUGGACCCUUCCAUUCCCUGUGUUACGUGGAAUUCAAUUCCUGGUUUGGUAGGGAGCCUUACUUCUGCUUA
This is a messenger RNA of Rhododendron vialii, 1243 nucleotides long. Its product is annotated as chlorophyll a-b binding protein 7, chloroplastic. The coding region runs from base 108 to 1100 and encodes 330 amino acids. The record is from RefSeq and is a predicted model, not a curated record. Gene Ontology annotation, cellular component: membrane. Lineage: Eukaryota; Viridiplantae; Streptophyta; Magnoliopsida; Ericales; Ericaceae. The transcript is spliced from 6 exons. Gene Ontology annotation, biological process: photosynthesis, light harvesting in photosystem I; response to light stimulus.